Molecule: messenger RNA, 402 nt
Organism: Danaus chrysippus (African queen)
Lineage: Eukaryota; Metazoa; Arthropoda; Insecta; Lepidoptera; Nymphalidae
Source: the annotation of a GenBank genome assembly
AUGCACGUACGGUUUGUACGUGAGGACGUGCGUGUUAACGUUAUCACUUACACCGGACCGCUCGCCACUCACCGACGCUUGAAUAAAUCUUCAAGAUAUCUUUGUGAAGGAAGCGACGCCCGCAGCUCCCUACAACACGGUCCGUGUCACGCCGUUCUCGCCUCUAUGCAGGUUGUGUUAAAGCUCACCGUCGGUCACGGCUGCGAGGUCGACCAUGAGGUCCAGCGGUCGGCGGCGCUAGAGAUGCGCUCCAAGCAGCAGCCGAGACCCUCCUACCGUUGGCUUGGCACUAACGAGAACGUCAAGUGUCAACUGGAUAAUAGAGCAGUGUCGAGUGUCGAGUGUCCGGAGUUAUUGAUAGACAAGUGCUCGCUGACACACAGUUUAGUGGCUCUAAUAUAA